AUGGCUAGCGCUACCGAUCGCGAAAGCAAAACCUUCCUUGCGAGGCUCUGCGAGCAGGCCGAACGCUACGAUGAGAUGGUCAAUUACAUGAAGGAUGUUGCCAACAUGGGCGGAGAGCUGUCUGUUGACGAAAGAAACCUCCUCUCUGUUGCAUACAAGAACGUCGUUGGUACCCGCCGUGCUUCCUGGCGCAUCAUUUCCUCGAUCGAACAGAAGGAAGAAUCAAAGGGGUCGGAGAAACACGUGGCUAUCAUCCGCGAAUACCGCCAGAAGAUUGAGACCGAACUUGAGAAAGUCUGUCAAGAUGUCCUCGACGUGCUGGACCAAGCCCUUAUCCCCAAGGCCGAGUCUGGAGAGUCCAAGGUCUUCUACCACAAGAUGAAGGGAGACUACCACCGUUACCUCGCCGAAUUCGCCUCGGGAGAGAAGCGCAAGGUCGCCGCCACUGCUGCCCAUGAGGCUUACAAGACUGCCACCGAUGUUGCUCAGACUGAAUUGACCCCAACGCAUCCCAUUCGUCUCGGUCUCGCUCUCAACUUCAGCGUCUUCUACUACGAGAUUCUCAACUCUCCUGACCGUGCAUGCCACCUUGCCAAGCAAGCCUUCGACGACGCGAUCGCCGAGCUUGACUCUCUGUCCGAGGAGUCGUACCGCGACAGCACUUUGAUCAUGCAGUUGCUCCGAGACAACUUGACUCUGUGGACAUCGUCUGAUGGUGGUGAAGGUGAAGCUGGUCCGGCUGGUGAAGCUUCCAAAGAAGAGAAGCCUGCCGAGUCUGCUGCUGCUCCCGCCGAAACAGCCGACAAGACAGAGGCUGCUCCUGCUUCCUAG
Molecule: messenger RNA, 831 nt
Organism: Exophiala dermatitidis NIH/UT8656
Lineage: Eukaryota; Fungi; Ascomycota; Eurotiomycetes; Chaetothyriales; Herpotrichiellaceae
Product: 14-3-3 family protein
Exons: 6
Coding region: 1-831 (276 amino acids)
Biological process (GO): signal transduction
Cellular component (GO): cytoplasm
Source: RefSeq, a predicted model, not a curated record